AUGACUGCACAUGCCCUCACAAGCACCACAAUGCCGGAGGCCACAAAGCCAAUCAUAAGCUCAACAGUUACCCCAGUGGACGCCGAAAUCGAUACCCUCACCGACGGCCCCCUCUUCCCCUCCAACCUCAUCUCCCCCGAAGUGAUCUCCCUCCUACCAACAGACUACACAAUCCGGCCCAUGCGCCGCUCAGACUACCACCGCGGCUACCUGGACGUCUUGCGCGUGUUGACAACUGUUGGCGAUAUCACCGAGGAGGCAUGGAACCAGCGGUACGACUGGAUUACCUCGCGCAAUGACGAGUACUACAUGCUCGUGGUCUGCGAUGGCGCGGACCAAGUUGUCGGAACCGGUAGUCUGAUUGUUGAGCGCAAGUUCAUUCACUCGCUCGGUAUGGUUGGACACAUUGAAGACAUUGCCGUUGAGAAGAACCAGCAGGGCAAGAAGCUUGGUUUGAGAAUUAUCCAGGCUUUGGAUUAUGUUGCUGCCCAGGUUGGCUGUUACAAGAGCAUUCUUGACUGCUCCGAAGUCAAUGAAGGUUUCUAUGUCAAGUGUGGCUUCAAGCGCGCUGGCCUCGAGAUGGCGCAUUAUUACUGAGCGUUUAUUGAUCCAUGUAUUUUUUCCCCUCC
Molecule: messenger RNA, 629 nt
Organism: Penicillium concentricum
Lineage: Eukaryota; Fungi; Ascomycota; Eurotiomycetes; Eurotiales; Aspergillaceae
Gene: gup1
Product: glucosamine 6-phosphate N-acetyltransferase
Exons: 2
Coding region: 1-597 (198 amino acids)
Biological process (GO): UDP-N-acetylglucosamine biosynthetic process
Cellular component (GO): endoplasmic reticulum-Golgi intermediate compartment; Golgi apparatus; endoplasmic reticulum
Molecular function (GO): glucosamine 6-phosphate N-acetyltransferase activity; monosaccharide binding
Source: RefSeq, a predicted model, not a curated record